UCUAUUUCCAGGUCCAAUUGGCCAUGGAAUCGGAUGCGAAGGAUGCGCGGCAUGCCAAGAUGUCCCGGCGGCCGACGAGGGCACCCCAAGAGAUGAAGCUAUGUAUGGCCUCACCACCAAGCUCCCCAACGUCAUCUACGUCGCCGACCUCCUGGGUCGGAUCCACGAGUCCUGUCGUAGCACCGGUAGAACUUGCAAUGUGAACCAACUCAAUUCUGCAUGGUUUGCAUGCGUAGCCUUGACAAAAACGACUGUAGAACAUUGUAGAUCGAACUGUGAAAACAAGGAGUCAAUUUCGAGUAACCAUUUCGGCGGAUGCACUAGGCACAUCCACAGAGGACCGAGGAAGCGGUUGGUCCAGUCCUCGUGCACUACCCUAUCGACCACUUGGAAAACCCGACCUAAGCAUGAAGCUGUCGCCGAAUCUGCGAUCUCCCAACGUGCGCAACGAAAGCCAGGCAAAAAGUGGGUUUUGCCCCUCCAAGUCCAACGACGUUCGCUCCAACGAACCCACGACACCAAACGGAAGAACGGAGUCCAGCAACCCAACCUCAGGGACGUUUACAUUGGCGGACGACAUGGUUGGACUCAAAACGCAUUCAAAUUUGCCAGCGUACUCGCCUUCCCACAUCAAACACCUGCAAUGCCCCACCCGAGUACAAACCGACCCUUCGUAUGCGGUGCUACAACAAGCCAUUCGCGAUUGUGCAGUGCGGGUGUGUUCCGUCAAGUAUGGGGGCUGUGCGUUUUCCCGUGCAAUGGUGCCUCACGGAGCCAACGACGUGGUCCGCGACCUGCCUUCAACGACGUCCUUGUCGCCUGAAAAGCAUGUGUACCUACCCUACACAACCCGAAAACCGCAGAGUUCGCCACCUGUACCUCCACUGACCACCCUGCACGACUUUAUGAUCGAUUCCGAAGCCAACUCAAAGCUGCAAAAGAGCGUCCCCUCCAGCCCCAGCAGCCGAUCUCUCCGUGGGGGUCGUCACUUGCACUCGCCCCCCCAUUCCCCGCAUCACUUACACAUCCCCUUGCCGCAUGUACCCCUGCACGAUACAUCGCCAUCGACUUCGUCGAAAGCCAUGGAAUCCCCCGCCACCUCCUCUGACGCCCACGCCGCCUACGUAGACGCCCUAAGCAAGUCCUUGGACGGCGUGCUGGCCCCCUUAGUUACCCACCCUUCCCAGAGACUCAGCUCGUACUCGGCAUCAUCCCCACUGCAGCCGUCAGCCGCCCUACCGGACGCCUCACCUUGUGGCGCCAACAAUAUGCCACUGUCCUUGGUUCAAACUGUGGCCCCACCACUGGCCCUUCCCCCGUCGAGCUUGCAUCCUCAUCAAUAUCAUUCUCAUCUGCAUGGCAUCGAGCGGCUCCAACUCGUGAUCGCCGCGAGAGAAGAUAUGAAGCAAGUGUUCUCCCACGACUUGCUGGCCAUCUUGCGAUCACUCGACCACGGACGAUGGACGUGCUUUUGCCUCAAAUACGCCGCCUUUCACACCCACAGAGACCUCCACGUAGCCCUGUUCCACAUGAACGACUUGUCCGAGACAACCCGGAGACAAAACAUGGCUGCCGCCGCCUUCCAUGCUGCCACAUGGUUUACAGGCUUGCUGGCUGUCGUGGCGAAGUUUACCCCAAUUAACGCCCAUCACACAGCACCACCAGCUACUCCCCCGCCCGCCUGUGCAUUUGUCCUCGACACCAUUCGACAGAUGGUCGAAUCUGGCUACGAGAUUCACCGCGCGGUGGUAUGCAGCCUCGUGCUAUGCAUGACGGAAAGUGAGCUCCAGUUGGAAUCGACGCAGGCCGUGUUGAUGUACUUGCGAAGUGUCGUGCAGUUGUCGUUGGACGACUGGGAACGGUUUUUCGCGAGUGCUCAUUUGCAGCCACCGCGCGAAGUGCUUGAGCAUCGAGCUCAGCUCCAGCACGCAGCAAGGAAGCGGUCGAAAAUGAACUUUGCGAAAAUCAAACAAGUUAUCCGGACCAAGGGCAUGAUGGAGGCGGUGGUCAUACCCCGCAUGCAUUUGAUCCAUCGCCAGAGUCCCACGAUGCCACCAAAUGGACACGUGGCACGCCCUACGACCGACCUUCCAUCGUCGUAGACGUGGCCAUAUAUAUUAAUUAUAGACGCACUAUUUGCUAUGUACAAUACACGGUUGGUUG
Messenger RNA from Aphanomyces astaci, 2163 nucleotides. RefSeq lists its product as hypothetical. The record is from RefSeq and is a predicted model, not a curated record. The transcript is spliced from 7 exons. The coding region runs from base 408 to 2102 and encodes 564 amino acids. Lineage: Eukaryota; Oomycota; Saprolegniomycetes; Saprolegniales; Verrucalvaceae.